AUGGAAAGGUCUCAACGCAUAGACGUUCAGGAAAAAACCAUUGAAGCCUUCAAUAAAUUGAAUUAUGUUCACCCACGUACAAAUAAAGUAAUCGAACUCAGUAAGGAACUUAUCGAACAAGAAAUUCACAAAGCGAAGUUUUAUCCAAAUGGUUCAGCUUUAACUAGAGAAAUUGUUCCUGAGUUUCAAGAAAAACCAGAUAUAAAAGUGGUGGAUGGUGAUUGUCUAAAAAGAGCUUUGGAAAUGGUGAGAGAAGGUUUUAAUCCUUUGGUAUUAAACAUGGCUAGUGCAACUAAGGCUGGUGGUGGUUACAAAAAUGGUGCGGGAGCCCAAGAAGAAAAUCUUUUUCGUCGUACAAAUCUUUAUCAAUAUCAUGAACGUAACAAAAAAAAUUGGUACCCCAUACCAUCAUUAGGAGGGGUAUACUGUCCUAAUGCAACUGUUAUUAGAUCUAGCGAGCAUGAAAAAUAUGAAUUUUUGGAAGUUCCCAAGAUACUUUCUUUUGUGGCAGUAGCAGCAAUACGCCGCCCAAAAAUCAUCAAAGAUCAAUCUGGAGAAUUUACUUUAACUCCUGAAGACAUAAGAAAAACUCGACAUAAAAUUCGAUCGAUUCUUAACAUAGGAUUACAUCAUGGCCAUGAUUCAAUAGUUCUCAGUGCAUUUGGAUGUGGGGCUUAUGGUAACCCUCCGUCUACUAUGGCUCAAUUAUUUUAUGAUGUCAUUUCAAACGAAUACGCUGGUGGUGGAGAGAAUUUGCCCAAGACUUAUCGUCAUAUAUCUUUUGCCAUAUUUGAUGAUAAUAACGCAAGUAAAAAGCAUAAUCCGGAAGGCAAUCUUCUACCUUUUAAAAACCGGUUUGCUAACGGCGUAGAGGACAAACAAAUUAAAAAUGUUGAUAGCACAAUUUAUUCUACUUCGAUUGUCUCACAAGAUAAUGAAUCACCAAAACUUAUAAAUGAAAUUGACGGAAACAAAACAAGUAAUAAUGAUCAAUGGAAACAAUAUCAAAAUAAUGAAAGAGAAGGUAAUGAUGGUAGGGGUGGUUGGGGUGGCAGAGGAGGUAGGAAUAGUUGGGGUGGCAGAGGAGGUAGGAAUAAUUGGGGUGGCAGAGGUGGCAGAGGUGACAGGGGUGGUAGGGGUGGUAGGGGAAGAAGAGGAAAUUCACAAUCUCGUUCUUCAAAUAGUAGUGGACAAACGACCUUGGAUACUUAUUUUAAGCCAUCACAGGAUCAAUUAUGCCAUUUGAAAAAGAAGGGAUAUUCAGAGGCAAAUAUCGCACGCGCAUUCAAUAUAAAUAAGGGAGAUGAGGAAGGGGCUAUGAAAUGGUUGAAUUCAAAUGUUGUGCCUGAUGAAUUUGAUGAAUUUGAUGAACUUGAUGAAACGAUAAUUCCUGAUCAUAAUGAUGAUUUAAAUGAUUAA
This is a messenger RNA of Funneliformis geosporum, 1419 nucleotides long. NCBI's taxonomy places the organism in Eukaryota, Fungi, Glomeromycota, Glomeromycetes, Glomerales, Glomeraceae. The record is from the annotation of a GenBank genome assembly.